AUGCCGCAGAACGAGUAUAUUGAGCGCCAUCGCAAGUUGUAUGGUCGCAGACUUGAUUAUGAAGAAAGAAAAAGAAAGAAGGAGGCCAGAGAGCCCCACAAAAGAGCGCAAGUAGCCCGAAGUCUUCGCGGUAUUAAAGCCAAGAUCUUUAACAAAGAACGCAGAAAUGAAAAGAUUCAGAUGAAAAAGAAAAUCAAGGCUCAUGAAGAGAAGAAAAUCAAGAAAACGACAGAAAAGGUCUCUGAGGGUGCCUUGCCUGUUUAUUUAUUGGACCGUGAUGUACAAUCUAGAGCUAAAGUUUUGUCUAAUAUGAUUAAACAAAAACGUAAAGAGAAAGCUGGUAAAUGGGAUGUGCCGAUUCCAAAAGUGAGGGCCCAAGCAGAUGCUGAGGUAUUAAAAGUCAUUAAAUCUGGAAAAACUAAAAGGAAAGCGUGGAAGAGAAUGGUAACUAAAGUUACAUUUGUUGGAGAGGGAUUCACGAGGAAGCCUCCAAAAUUCGAAAGAUUCAUCAGACCAAUGGCACUUCGAUUCAAGAAGGCUCAUGUUACUCAUCCAGAACUUAAAGCAACCUUCUGUUUACCUAUCAUCGAUGUUAAGAAGAAUCCUAGUUCACCGAUGUUCACAAGUUUAGGUGUUAUUACUAAGGGUACAGUUAUAGAAGUCAAUAUUUCAGAAUUGGGUUUAGUUACUCAAGCUGGUAAAGUUGUAUGGGGAAAAUACGCCCAGGUUACCAACAAUCCAGAAAAUGAUGGAUGUAUUAAUGCUGUGCUUUUAGUUUAA
This is a messenger RNA of Diabrotica balteata, 780 nucleotides long. The record is from the annotation of a GenBank genome assembly. Lineage: Eukaryota; Metazoa; Arthropoda; Insecta; Coleoptera; Chrysomelidae.